GAUUCCUUUCUGCAUGUCCAACACAUGUUCGAAGGGAUGCCCUCAAGAAAUGUAGAAAUUCUAACAGGGAAUGCUUUUCCUUUUUGGCAACUUCAGAACAGAACAAACAAUGUGUCAGUCUUCAGGUUUUCAACACCUUCUUUCUUCCUUUUUCACCUUUUGAUUGCAUUGCUUGAGUCAUUCUAUCUAAAUCUCAUGGCUGAGGUUUACCGGUGCUCCAUUGAAAUAAUGCUGAAUGACCUGCGUUGCUUCUAGUUGUUGUUUUCUAUCCCUUUGGUGGGUCUGCUGUUAGAUUAUAUUGCUUUUGCUUGGUUCCUUUGGGGUUUGUUGUGCGAAUAAUUUGUUGGUAAGGGUUGCUUCUUUCAUUAAGGUUUGUGGGUUUGUGCCUAUCGAUGUUUUUGCUGUAUCAUUUGAAGCUAGAUUGUUUCUUUUGCUUUUUAAGGUAAUGAUGCAUACAUUAUUGGUUUAAUGUUUUUGGUAGAAAAAAAAAUGGCAUUUUGGAUUGUUGAUGUCAAUUAAUGCCAGAUGUUCUGUUAUGGUCUAAAAUGUAGAUGGGUUGAUCAAAGUUGCAAUUUACUUGCCAAGCCGGAAUUAAACAUAACUAUUGUCCAGGUAAUCGGCCGGAUUGGUCUGUAUGUUUACUCUAUGGUUUAAUUGUAACCAUAUUGCAAAGAAAUGUUUCAUUGUUUAGUCCUCAGGAAAGCAGCAAGUCUCAUGUCUCUGUUUAUUUUUGAAUAAGUGAUUUCUGAACUUCAUGAUUUAACUAACGUUGGUUUCUCUUAUAUGGGGAGCAACAGUUUGUUACGCGUUCAAAGCUCCUCAUUGCACAACUAAGAGCACUUUUUUGUAGAUUU
This is a messenger RNA of Rubroshorea leprosula, 854 nucleotides long. The record is from the annotation of a GenBank genome assembly. Lineage: Eukaryota; Viridiplantae; Streptophyta; Magnoliopsida; Malvales; Dipterocarpaceae.